AUGGACGAGCUCUCAGAGUAUGAGCUGCAACGACUGGAGCACAUCCGUCGUAACCACGAGAUGCUCGUGCGGCUCGGCCUCGUCGACCCGACACCGGCCGCGCCGCAGCAGAAGGCGCCAAGGAAGCCCCGGACCAAGCUUCCGCCGGUGCCGCCCGAGUCGCUGCGACGCUCAUCUCGCGUGCGCGACCUCAAGCCCGAGUACACCAAGGAGACCAUCGACCAGUUCGGCGACGAUCUCGACCGGCAGGCGGCGAGGCGCUCGCCGGCGAAAAAGCGGCCUCGGCCAGAGGAGGAGGACGCGGACGAGGCGGCGCUGCGUCGGGAGAUCGACGCGAGCACGGUCGCCUUCCUCACUGAAGGCGCGGCGAGGCCCUUUUCCCGCCUACCUUCCCCUUCUGCCGAACGGGGGCCGGACCCCCGGCCAACCGCCGAACGCCCUGUUUCCGAAGUAGGCCGGCACCGCUGCAUCUCCGCCUUCUUUGCGGCCUACCCGACGCCAUCGGCCUUCCAGGCAGAGGUGGUGCAGCGCGGGCAGGUCGACGCGCUGCGCGGUCUGGUCAACUCGCUCGGCCUGUUCGACGACCGUCUCAAGUCGCUGCUCGCCAUCACGACCGCCUUCCUGCUGCCCGCGGAGGGGGAGGACGCGUUCGCGGUCGACCUGAAGAAGCGCGAGCAGGGGGGGCACAAGAUCCACGGCGUCGGAGAGUUUGGGUGGCACAGCUGGCUCAUCUUCUGCCGCGACAUGGGCGCCACCCUCAAGCUGGAGGCUGGCUGGGGACCCUACCUAAGCUCCACAGAAGGCCUGGAGGCUCUUCCCGGCCUGCCCCGAGAGACCGGCUAG
Emiliania huxleyi CCMP1516 is the source of this 843-nucleotide messenger RNA. RefSeq lists its product as hypothetical. The record is from RefSeq and is a predicted model, not a curated record. The coding region runs from base 1 to 843 and encodes 280 amino acids. NCBI's taxonomy places the organism in Eukaryota, Haptophyta, Isochrysidales, Noelaerhabdaceae. The transcript is spliced from 5 exons.